Messenger RNA from Arachis duranensis, 1071 nucleotides. RefSeq lists its product as uncharacterized. The transcript has 2 exons. The coding region runs from base 1 to 1071 and encodes 356 amino acids. The record is from RefSeq and is a predicted model, not a curated record. NCBI's taxonomy places the organism in Eukaryota, Viridiplantae, Streptophyta, Magnoliopsida, Fabales, Fabaceae.
AUGGAUGAUAGAGUUGUAUUGAAGAUUUGUUAUUACGGACAGAUCUUAUUACAAACAUAUGAGGGAGUUCAAUUUGUGUGUGAAAAUCCGUUAGAUGUUGUUAUUCCGUUCACAUUGUCAUUUGAAGAGUUAAAAGGUGUGAUUUGUGAGAAGAUAGAUUCUCAAAGAUGUAGGAGAAUAUCGUGUAUUCUGUACAGGUAUCCUUUACCUGUGUUUGGUGGGUUUGUUCAAUUUCAGACCAAGUAUGUGAUGGACGAAGCGAGUAUGCAGGAAAUGUUUUCAAUGUACAUGGAAAAUCGCCACCGAAUGUCGUGCAUCGAGUUAUAUAUUGAGUUUGAGCAAUCUGAAGCGGACCGUAACAUUGAGUUGGAAGAUUAUAAUAGUGAAAGCGAAGAUGAAUUUGAAAGUAACUAUGAGAUCGUCGCUCCAGGUGAGGACGAAGAAGAAGCUGGCGGCGCCAUGAACGCAGAUGUGGCGGAAGUUGCAAAUGCACUAGCAAGUCCGCAUCCGUUUCAGGAGCCUUCUUUCAUGCGGUCGUUGGAUUUGGAGGCUAUGCACGCACCGAAGUUUCCGCAAUAUAUGAAUCCAGCCCCUCCUGUUGUGGCGGAUGGUGAGUUCACAGUGGGGAUGGAAUUCAGUUCAAGGGAGGCAGUAAUCAAGGCAAUGAAAGAUUAUACCAUCCGGAGAGGUGUGGACUAUCGGGUAUAUGAGUCGGAACCGACGACAUUCUAUGCAAAAUGUACAGAAUAUGGGAAUGGUUGUGACUGGUUGAUUAGGGUAACCAAAAUGCAGAAGAAGUACUAUUGGGAGAUAAGGAGGUACAAUGGAAGUCAUACUUGUACCAGGUCUACUAUUUCUCAAGACCAUUCGAAGCUGGAUUCCAAGACAGUUGCAGAAGCAAUAAAGCCGUUGGUAGAGGUUGACCCGUCUAUAAAGGUAAAAUCUGUAAUUGCUGAUAUCCAAUCAAAGUUUAACUACACCAUCAGUUAUCGCAAGGCUUGGUUAGCAAAGCAGCAGGCGGUGGAAUCAAGCGGUCGAAUCAAUUUUCGGAGGUUGGGAAGCAUCGUAUGA